This is a messenger RNA of Oryzias latipes (Japanese medaka), 1532 nucleotides long. RefSeq names its product distal-less homeobox 3b (gene dlx3b). Gene Ontology annotation, biological process: epithelial cell differentiation; embryo development; regulation of transcription by RNA polymerase II. Gene Ontology annotation, molecular function: DNA-binding transcription factor activity, RNA polymerase II-specific; RNA polymerase II cis-regulatory region sequence-specific DNA binding. The record is from RefSeq and is a predicted model, not a curated record. Lineage: Eukaryota; Metazoa; Chordata; Actinopteri; Beloniformes; Adrianichthyidae.
ACCGACUUUCUGCUGCUCGAAGACUUUCUGAGGACUAUCGGGCUGAGCCGAGCGGUGUGUUCCGAGACCAGGCAGCAAGCGGGUUCCCUUUGAACGUCUCCUCCAUUCCGGAGCGCCGGACACGCAUAAUGAGCGCCGGACAGACCUACGACAAAAAGAUUGCCAGCAUUUUGACCGACCUUCCCGGAUCUAUGAGCUGCCACCCGAACUCCAAGGAUUCUCCAACUCUCCCUGAGUCUUCCGUGACGGACAUGGGCUACUACAGUGGACAGACGGGCCACCACGAAUUUUACCAGAGUCAGCCGUACGGACAGCCUAUGAACUCCUUCCAUCACCAGUUCAAUCUAAACGGAAUGGGAGCCGCUGGAGCGUACGCGACCAAAUCUGAAUAUUCUUAUACGAACAGCUACAGACAGUACGGACAUUACAACAGAGAUCAUCUGCAGGCCUCUCCUCCGGGAUCAGUAAAAGAAGAGCCAGAACCAGAAGUCCGCAUGGUGAACGGGAAACCCAAAAAGAUUCGCAAGCCGAGGACGAUCUAUUCCAGCUACCAGCUUGCGGCUUUGCAGAGGCGCUUCCAAAAAGCGCAGUACCUCGCCCUUCCCGAGAGAGCAGAGCUGGCUGCCCAACUCGGCCUCACGCAGACACAGGUGAAGAUCUGGUUCCAGAACCGGAGAUCCAAGUUCAAGAAAUUGUACAAGAACGGCGAGGUCCCCCUGGAUCACAGUCCCAACGCCAGCGACUCCAUGGCUUGCAACUCCCCGCCCUCCCCCGCAGUUUGGGAUAACAGCACCCCCCAGAACACGCCAAUCAGUAGGCCCCAGGCGCCACAGCCGGCGCACAGCUCGUCGCCGCCCUACCUGGAGGAUUAUAACAACCACUGGUAUCAGCAGGGAUCGCACCUGCAGCAUCCGGGCACCGUGCACCACCAAGUCCCGCAGCAGAGCGUGGGAGCUGUUUAUUAACGCGGACUCAAAAGGCAGAUGUGUUGCUUCACGUUUGGUUCCCUCAGCCGUGGGCUGUCUGUCCACAGUGACUCUGCAGAGCAAACGCGGACACGGAGCAGGCCUGCCGCGAAACAACACGUUUUGAUUUGGGAUGAUCCAGGAUGUUUUAGGUUUUCCAUUCACAAAGCACAUAAGGGAUUUCUAAUCACUUUUGGCAGCGUAUUUAACGGACAUCCGGCGUGUUUUAUAUUAUUUAUGCUACUGUUAUAUGUGUAGCUUCCUAACUCCUGUAAAUGAAAAUGCAAUUUUUUUAAAGUAACAAACAAACGUCAAAACUGUGUGGCUGACCCACGCAUGCGAGCAGAACACGCACGUGGGUUUGUAGAAAACCUUAAAGUCAAACUCAGGUCAUAUUUAUGUGGAUUUGUAAAAAAAAAAAUGUCGAAGGCUGUAAAUAAGUGUUUAUAUCCAGAACCACUAUUAUCAUAUUUGUUUGAACCGUGGUGCUUUCAAAGACCCUUUUUGUAUUCAUGUAAUUAAUCGAUUUGUUGCCUUCCUGUCAAACGAAUAAAGGUUUUGAAUUCA